GUACCACAGUUGACACCAUGACAAGAUUGGUUUCAGUAAUUUUGGUGUUAGUGUGUCAGAUUGGGUUAUCGAUACAGGCAUGCAAUGACUGUGCAUGUUGUAACGGAGAAAGUCAUAAAUGUGAUCCCAAAAGGAAUUGUGUUGAUGGAUGUAUCGACGGUUAUUAUGGUUCUAAAUGCACAGAAGAGUGUCUAGAAAAUUGUAAAACUUGUGUCAAAAAUAAUACAUGUACAGGAUGUAAACCUGGUUAUUAUACUGACAAAUGUAAUUUGCAAUGUGGGAAAGGUUGUCUUAAUAAUACAUGCAAACUUUUAUCAGGAGAAUGUACCUGUAAAUCGUCUAAUUUUAUUGGAAGUAAAUGUGAUACUUGCGUAGUUUUAAAGUAUGGAAAUGAAUGUAACAAAACAUGUCCAAGUAACUGUGGAACUUGCACAUCAGAUACAGAAUGUUCGUGGUGUCUAAACACAGUUUAUUACGGAUCAUAUUGUCAGUAUAGAUGCUCACCUGGCUGUCACGACGGGAGAUGUAGAAAAAUUGAUGGAUAUUGUCCUAGUGGUUGCAAACCUGCUUAUAUUGGUGACAAAUGUGAUGCAUGCUCACCUGGAACAUAUGGUAACUAUUGUGAAUUACCUUGCCCGGAAAAUUGUUAUGAAUGUUUUUCGGCAUCAAAUUGUACCGUAUGCAAAACCGGCUUCUAUGGGGAAACAUGCACUAAAACAUGUUCAUCAGGUUGCUAUGGCAACUGUUCACUUGCUGAUGGUCUAUGCCUUGAAUGUAGACCGGGAUUUUUUGGAGAUUUAUGUGACACAUGUAAAAAUGGAACAUAUGGAGUUAAUUGUUCCAAACACUGUCGUGAGAUUGAUUUGAAUUGUCAAGCGUGCAUAUCAGAUGAAUCAGGUGUAUUUAGAAACUGUACAAAAUGUAACAAUGGGUAUACUCUAGCAAUUCCUUUUGGACAAAGUUAUAGCACGUGUAAAAUUUGUCCAAGUGGCUGUAUUGACAAUAUAUGCAGUACAGAGGGACUAUGCAAAAAUGGGUGUAUUCGAGGAAAAUGGGGGAAUAACUGCAAUUUUAAUUGCCAAACAAGUUGUUUAGAAUGCAGUCAAACAAAUGGAGCGUGUUUGGAAUGUACACGUGACACAUUUUCAGCUGAUUGCUCACAAAACUGUAACACGAAUUGCAAUGUGACUGCCAAUGAUCGUAUGUGCACGAGAGAUGCUGGGAAGUGUUUACAUGGUUGUAAUUCAGUUACUAAAUAUGGGGAAUAUUGUGAAAAUCAAUGUCGUAACACUUGCAAAAAAGAAAAAUGCGACUGGAAAACGGGACAUUGUUUAGAAGGAUGUGUUAUAAAUUAUCAUGGAUUGUUUUGUGACAAUUUAUGUUCUACUUCAUGUCUAUCUGAUACCGGCAAACAUGUUUGUGAUGAUAUAACAGGUCAUUGUUUAUUUGGAUGCAAAAAGGGUUUCAGUGGAAACAGAUGUGACAAACUAUGCAGUAGCCAAUGUAUAAAUAUCACUUGCAACCAGAUAACAGCGGAAUGCUUGUAUGGUUGUAUAGACGGAUUUAAAGGUUCGAAAUGUCUUGAAG
Molecule: messenger RNA, 1587 nt
Organism: Ruditapes philippinarum (Manila clam)
Lineage: Eukaryota; Metazoa; Mollusca; Bivalvia; Venerida; Veneridae
Product: multiple epidermal growth factor-like domains protein 6
Exons: 2
Molecular function (GO): scavenger receptor activity
Source: RefSeq, a predicted model, not a curated record